AGCUCUAUGACAACCAUAAAUAGACGAAUGACCAGAUAUUUCAACAUCGUUGACGUGGGCGCCAUCGUGUUGACAACUUUUUCAGAGGUAGUUGAUAUAAUUUACAAGUGCCAGGCCAGUUGUGUUGGUUUAUGCAUAAACAACGUUCAUUAAACUAUGUGAACACUCAAUGGAAGCACGGAUGUGAUAAACCGUGGCACAAUGACCCAACGGACUCCUAAACCUGAAUAAGCUCAGAGGGACAACCAUAUUGACUCAAAUCAAAGGAAUCGAUCGUAGUCUGUACGUUGUCAUCGGGUUUACAGCAAGUUUAGGUCAUUUCGCUGUGCUAGGCAAGCUUGUUGGCCGGUAAUCUCUACUAGAAAGAAUCUGAUCAAUAUUCCCAUCGUUACUCACGGCGGUCGUCUGUACCCCACACUAGCAGACGACACACCUGUCACUGCGCCGCCAUCUUGGAUCCGGUGAAACAACUUCAGAGAGAUGUUGUCAAGCUUGGAGGAUGUGUAGACGAAUGAGGAAAGGAGAUUCAACAGGCUUGUAAAGAAUGGUUGUCACCAGACCAAAUGGCUGACGUCACCGAUGAUACUAAUGACGUUACAAGAGGCAUGAAAGACGUUUCAAGUCGGGCAACUAACGUUGUUCAUGACCUUAGCCCUGCUAUUAGUGCACUCGCUGUGGACCGUGAUGCCGGACAAGUUGGUGUCGAGACGUUCACUUUGAUUGUUAUCUGGAUUUUGGCGGUGACGGGAAACUCAUUCGUUUGUAUUGUCAUUAACAGAAGUCGUAGAAUUCAAUCAACAACUAAUUAUUUUGUCAUUUCCCUGGCGUGCUCCGAUUUAGCUUUGGCGUUACUAUGUAUUCCUUUCAUCGCCUCGCGCGUUAUCACAAGCCGUUGGUUGCUUGGAGACGCGAUAUGCAAAUUUGUUCGAUUUGUACAAUUCCUUGUGCCUUGUGUCAACAUGUACACCUUGGUUUCAAUAGCCAUUGAUCGGUUUUACACCAUCAUUUAUCCCCUUAGUUUUAAAGUGACUAAAGGCACUGCCAAACGAAUGAUCACGUUUAGCUGGGCGUCUGCGGCCAUCCUCAGCGGAUUCUGCUUUUAUUUCUACGACGUUAUUUCUGACGUUGACGGCACAGGGCGAAACGUGUGCCCUACGUACGUCUCAACUGGGUCUUGGUCCGGGAUUGUGUAUAUUUUGUUCGUAUUCGCAUGCGAAGUCGUUAUUCCAUCUACAAUCCUAUUAACGUGCUACAUUCGGGUGUUCAAACAUAUUUGGAGGAUCCACCUGGGGUCAAGGUUAUUACAAAGGACGAUGAACCCAGUUCCAAGGACAAAGGUCAAGGUCGUGAAGAUGAUAAUAAUCGUGACCUUGCUUUCCGUGUUGUUUCAUAUGCCUUUUUAUGUUUGUCAACUGUGGUAUUGUCUCGCUCAGCCGUCCCGCGCGGAUCCAGCGUUGUAUAUCGCCGUGGCCUGGGUCAUGUGUGGAACUGGAGUGACGAAGCCGUUCGUGUAUCUGUGCUACAACUCGAACUUCCGACGGGGAUGCAAGGAGGUUUUGUGCAUGUCUACAAUGCGUUGUUACCGUAGCAACACUUACGCAAUCACAAACACAUCCUCGUUUGGGAAAAAGAACCACAUCGGGGUCAUGGAAACAAGUGUUGCCGAUCAAGGAAUUCGAGAUUCUCCGUCCAAAUCAUUCAAUCGAUUACACAUGUUGGAAAAAGGUGCCUGGCCUCUUCCGUCCGUGACGUCAUCAACCUAUAUUUAGAUCAUUUCGUGUUGUGCUUUAUUUAUGUGUAAUUGUAUUUGUUAACCAUGGUGCCUGAAGUAUUUUUUUUAAAUGUCAUUGUAAAAUUGAAACAAUAUUAUAUACGCAAUUUUCAUUUUCUACAUAAGAAUCUAUGUCCCCGUCCCAACAGCAAUUCUUGCCGAGUUCCAGAAUUUGGGGAAGCCUAUCAAAAGGAUUUAUAGUUUAAAACACUUGGUGGAACAUAAAUAUAAAUGAACAACAGGUCCUGCUUAAAGAUCACAGUUUCUGAUGUGCAGAGAAAGUCCAUGCCUUUUUGUAUGGAAACUAUAUAUUAUUUAUGAUUAAACACAGUUUGCAGUUGUUUUUUUUAUAAGUUCCUUUGUAUAAAUAAUGAAAUUAUGUACGAAACUAUGUAUUUAAUUUUUUCCAUUUUGCAAUAAACUGGCACUUAAGCCAGGGACAAUUACAAGAAUAUGCGAUCGUGGAUUUUAUUACGGAAAUUUUUACUUAACGAGCAUAAUUUGUAACUUUUACUAUGAAGGAGUCCAAUUUGACCCAGUUUACUGAACAUUACUUAGUUGUUACAGUGAGUGAGUGAGUUUGGUUUUACGCCGCUUUUAGCAAUAUUCCAGCAAUAUCACGGCUGGGGACACCAGAAAUGGGCUUCACACAUUGUACCCAUGUCGGGAAUCGAACCCGGG
Haliotis rufescens (red abalone) is the source of this 2452-nucleotide messenger RNA. Its product is annotated as probable G-protein coupled receptor 19. Gene Ontology annotation, molecular function: peptide binding; G protein-coupled receptor activity. The transcript is spliced from 2 exons. Gene Ontology annotation, biological process: G protein-coupled receptor signaling pathway. Gene Ontology annotation, cellular component: membrane. The coding region runs from base 564 to 1769 and encodes 401 amino acids. The record is from RefSeq and is a predicted model, not a curated record. NCBI's taxonomy places the organism in Eukaryota, Metazoa, Mollusca, Gastropoda, Lepetellida, Haliotidae.